Molecule: messenger RNA, 3068 nt
Organism: Dermacentor silvarum
Lineage: Eukaryota; Metazoa; Arthropoda; Arachnida; Ixodida; Ixodidae
Product: cytochrome P450 20A1
Exons: 11
Coding region: 133-1524 (463 amino acids)
Cellular component (GO): membrane
Molecular function (GO): monooxygenase activity; iron ion binding; heme binding
Source: RefSeq, a predicted model, not a curated record
GGCAGCUGGUGACUGCAUUGGUGACUUCUAGUUCGGCCCAGCAGACCCUUGCAGAGCGCGGACGACACGAAGCAACGAAGCGAGAGGUGUAGUUUUGGCGUCUGUGCACGCAAACCUGCGUGGGAUUACAGGAUGUUAGAUUUUGCCAUAUUCGCAGUCUGCUUCGUCGUGUUUCUCUUGGCACUUGUGCUGUACCUUUACCCAAGUUCCGCAAAACAAACGACCAUUCCUGGACUUGAGCCGUCGGAUAAAAAGGAAGGCAAUGUUGGCGACAUCGUCCAAGCUGGAGGGCUUCAGAAUUUUCUCAUCUCCUUGCACAAAGAACAUGGACCUAUUGCAUCUUUCUGGAUCGGCACGAAACUGGUUGUCAGCAUCGGCAAAGCAGAAUUGUUCAAGACACAGUCACAUGUUUUUGACAAACCAGCUGAAUUGUUUGUGCUGUACCGUGAUGUGAUGGGUACAGGCAGCAUCUUCUUUACAAAUGGAGCAGAGGCACGGAAAAGGCGCAGGCUUAUUGACGAAGUGUUGACAGGAAAAUCGCUUGACAAGUUCCUAGGACCAAUAGAGAAGCUGUGCAGUGAAGCGGUAAUGCGCUUGCGUGAUACCCCAGAAGAUGAACACGUACCACUGUACCAGUACAUGUAUGCCCUCUGCAUGAAGAUCUCAACCCGCCUGCUGUUUGGAGAGUACUUCUUCAAUGAUAUGGAAGUGCUCAAAUUUAGCAGGCAUUUCGAGCUGUGCAUAAAAGAACUGGAAGAGAUCGCCAGUGGCAUGGUGCCAGAUUCAAACAGUCCUAGGACAAAGAAGUACGAAGAAGCCACAAAGGAGAUGAGAGCCCUGCUUGUGAAGGCAUUGCAGAAGUGCAAGGCGGGAGGUGACAAGUCGCUCCUGGCAAAUGUGUUGAAUAAUGCCUCUGUACCUGAGGAGCAGGCUGUGGAUGACUGCGUCACAUUUGCCGUCAAGGGUUACUCUCUCGUUUCUGCCAUGACCUGGAUGCUGUACUUUCUUGCCACACAUCCCGAGCUUCAGGACACUAUUGCACAGGAGGUAGAAGAGACCAUUGAUAAAGCCAAAGUGGUGUCCUGUCAAGAUAUCUUGAGUAUGAAGUCACUGCAAAACACCAUCAAGGAAACGCUGCGUACUGCAACUGUUGAGCCAUGGGCAGCACGCUGUCAAGAUGUGGACAUUGACAUUGCUGGGCACAUCAUUCCUAAGAAGACGCCAGUUAUUCAAGCUUUAGGAGUAGUUCUGCAUGAACAAGAAAACUGGAAGGCGCCGCAAAGGUUUGAUGCUUCUCGGUUCGAGGAUGCUCCACAGGACCAGCUGGCCUACUGCCCAUUUGGCUUUGCCGGCAAACGACAGUGCCCAGGCCAGGACCUGAGCGUUCUAGUGAUGGCCGUCUUCUUGGCCACACUGUGCCCAGUGCUGACACUGGUCUCCGUCCCAGACCAAGUUGUCACUCCCACAUCGGCACUGAUAACUCGGCCACAGGACGAGGUCUGGGUCACCCUCAAGAAGAGAUAGUCUGGAUUGCCUUCAAGAAAAGACAGCCUACCUUGGCCUAUGCAGUUGCAGUCAACUGAAAGAACAGACUGUGGGUGCCGCCCUGGCCUGGAAAAACAUUCGCUUUGGGCCGCGAUGUGAAGCAAGAAGCACUGGCAAGCAACGGAUGGUGUGGCAGAUGUGAUUGUGGUGGUAGUGGUAGCAUAAAUGUUCAAUUUUGAUAUUACAAAAAAAAAAAGACCCUUGCCCAGUGCUGUUCUUUUGUGCCUGAAAGGGUUAGGAAAAGGUACAAGUACUGUAUCAUAAAUUUGGAACUGAAAGAGAAGAAACAAAGGACUAGACUCUACGGUGCAAGUUCUUGUGGAGAGCUCUCCUCGAUCUUUUGCACCCCUGACGAGGGAACUUGCAUUGACACAACCAUGACUUGCUCCAUAGUGACAUGCACAUUGUGAGCACUUAAUGGUUUGGCUUUUAGUCUGCGCUCUGAAAUUUCAGGGCCGACAGCAGCGUGGGUCAUUUACAAGUCAAUAAUGUCGUGAAUGCUGACUUGCACUGCUGCAAUUUAUGUGUGAUGCAGACUGUCGUCCAUGCUAUAGAUGUCAUUGGAAGGAUGUGUAUUUCUGGGAAGCAGUGUUCAGUGCUUUUGUUCAGCUUGCAGGCACAUUCCUAGGUUCAAGCUAGGAUCACUGAUGUGUUGGUGUGGAUUACGUGUUGUUUGCCUCCAGUUCCUUCAGGAGCCGUUUUGUGUGGACUGCCUAAGCAAUGGUCAAGAUGCAUAAAACAUAUGAUAGGCAGUUUUUGUGCAGUUUCCAAUUUUUUUGCAAGCAGUUUUCUUUAUGCAUUGCUCACAUGUAAUUUUUCUGCCCUCUUGUUUGCCAUGCCUAUGCACUUAUGCACAACUUUAGGAACAGGGCGACUGUUGGGAAAUUUUUAUUGUACAGGUUUGCUGGACACAAAUUAUGCCUUUUGACAAAUGCUCUAGCAAGAGUGCCCCUAGAUCCUAAAAUAUUAGCGAGUAGUUUGAGCUAUAUAAUCUGUGAUUAAAUUUAGGGCAGUGCUUUUUAUUCAUGACUGCUGGUGUUUGUGUUAGCUCAAGUUUGUUAUAGCAGACAAUGCACUAAGUCUGAUAACAUUUUAAUGUGAUAUCGCAAGCAAAUCGCAAGAAACAAGGACAGAAGGAGGGUAUAACGCAUGCACUUGUGUUGUACCGUCCUUCUGUCCUUGUUUCUUAUGCUUCACUUGCAGUAUGUUGCAUCAACAAGGCCGAGUUUCUACCCUUCUCAAAUUAUAAUGUGAAUAUAAAAAUGUGUAUUGAUCAGCUUGCAUAUUCUUAAGUGGAAACAUUUGUUUAAAAAUGUGCCAAGAUCUGAUGCACGAGACACUGCAGGUCUAACUGCUGCUAGAAACCAUAGGUGUCUGAGAUGAUCGUAGGUCAUAGUUACUUAAGCCGUAAUAACUUUCCUACAGAUUGCGCACAGGUGAUGGGGGUAUCACCGCAAGGUUUUUUUUAUUUAUUUAUGGUUACUUUGGUUGUCUUAUAAUAAAAUUGUCAUUUUAGCAAUCUA